Aspergillus glaucus CBS 516.65 is the source of this 432-nucleotide messenger RNA. Its product is annotated as Zn(II)2Cys6 transcription factor domain-containing protein. The annotation marks the transcript as partial. Gene Ontology annotation, molecular function: zinc ion binding; DNA-binding transcription factor activity, RNA polymerase II-specific. Gene Ontology annotation, biological process: regulation of DNA-templated transcription. The transcript is spliced from 2 exons. NCBI's taxonomy places the organism in Eukaryota, Fungi, Ascomycota, Eurotiomycetes, Eurotiales, Aspergillaceae. The record is from RefSeq and is a predicted model, not a curated record.
CUCCGCCCACUUGCUCCCAGGACCACAUCAGGUCUUGUUCCGGAAAAUCCUGAUCCUAGUACCAAUGAGGAACACAAGGUGAAAAGGGCAUCAAUGGCCUGUGCUGAGUGCAAGCGUCGUCGGACAAAGUGCAGCUAUGAUACCACAGGAAGCCCCUGCACCGAAUGUACACUACAAGGAUGUCAGUGUUUCGUCGAUGAGUCCGCCGACAAACGUCGCAAGGUUGCCGCCAAGCGUUCCGAGGAGGAGAAUAAACGCCUUAUGGAACGCGUGAAGCAUCUUGAAGGAUCAAGAGAUUAUGAGCGCCAAUUUAAGGGAUUGUUAAUCAGGGCAUUUCGGGAGGGAGACAAUGAUUCUGCGGCUGCAAUCAUUCAUAGCAUCAGGGCACAGCUACCCGAAAAACACCUUUUAGAAGUCCUCAAUCAGGUCUUG